ACUCAUGUGAAAAUUUUCUGAAUCCGCCACUGUAAGUAGCACCCACAUUUACCAGAAACUAGUUACAGAAGAAGAAGAAAACAUAUUUUAGUAGCCCUAAAAACGAGAGCAAACUUUCGAAUUUAUUCAUCGAUUAAAAUUAUGCUGGACAGAUUGCCACAAACCGUAACUUCCUAAGGGUGCCCUAAAUUCCUAAAUGGAUAAUGCCCGGCCAAUUCCUCUCCAUCGAUGUUCACAAUAACCAACACAUUCAUACAAAUACGAGUAACUUUCAAAAGCAUAUAUAAUUAGCUUAACAUAUGCUAUAAUUAAUGGCCGGUAGCUAGUCAACAUAUAUAUACACCACGCCCCCAAUAUAAUACAUUCAUUCAACAUGGACGACGGGACCCUGGCGGCGAUGGCGGCGGCGGGAGAAGAGCCGACGCCGUCGGCGACGGGUGUGAUACUGCUAACGGUGUCGUUCGGUGCCUCGGCCGGGAUCCUGGUGUGGCUGGCGGUGAGCGACGCCAAACACGACGGCGCCAGGGACCAGAGCAUGUUCUACAUCGAGCUCUUCGUCGUCUCCAUGCUCUGCGGUUACUGCGUUUUCUUCGCGUGCCAGUUCUGCCGCAAGCUGGUCCGCCGGCGUCGUCGGUGGGGUUUCCCCGGCGCCGGGAAAAUGAAGGUCGCCCCGGUGGUCUCUUCGCCGGCUGCUGGUCUUGAUCGUUUAGAUGCUCCGGCAGCGGUAUAAAAAUGUGAUUUAAUUAGAUAACCAUAUAUAUAAUAAUAAUGUUGUUAGAAUAUAACUUGAAUUUGAAU
Linum trigynum is the source of this 798-nucleotide messenger RNA. The record is from the annotation of a GenBank genome assembly. Lineage: Eukaryota; Viridiplantae; Streptophyta; Magnoliopsida; Malpighiales; Linaceae.